AUGCGAUGUCGGGCAGGACGGAUGGUAUUUCGGGCUGGAGUGCUGCUGGCCAUAGUCGCUCUGUCAAGCAGAACGCUGAUUGAGUGCUUCUCCCGAAUAGCCACCACUCGGCGUCCGGAAGGCUCCACAGAAACGGAAGCAGAUCAGGCCUUGGCGCCUGCUGCAGCUGCCUGGCUUCGAGCAGCCCGCAGCACAGCGGAAGGUCGCAAAGACAGCGCGGCCUACUGGGAGGUCGCCUGGGAGACGACAGAGGCCUGGUGGCUACGUCCGAUUGCCUUCACUGUGUCUGCCUUAGCGACCUUUGGAGCCAUCCUUCAAAAUCCAGACCGCUUUCGGCGCAGCGUGCAGCCGGAGCCUGUGGAGAACAUGGAGGCGCUGCAGGAAGCGCUGGAACAGGCCCGCAAGGACAGUGCUGACGUCAAGGCACGCAAAGCCUUGAACGGCCUCCAGCGGAUGGAGCUGCCGUUCUUCGGAACAUCCUCGAGUUGGUCGAACCGCUUGGACGGUGUGGUGGUGUCUGGCAACCCAAGAGAGGGGGCUAUCCAGAACUGGCAGGCUUCGGAAGCAGUUCUACGCCAAAGUGUGGAAAAGGAGUUGGGCUACCCGGUUGUCCUACACCUCCUACGAACGAAGGAGCAGGAGAAUGAAGGGCCCCUUUCCAGGCCUUAUGAACUUCUGGUCCGUGAUGCCACGGAAACUUCCCGAGUGACAGAUGCCAUGAUGGCGCCUCUCUCGCUAGCACUCGUCUGGUGGUGCAGCACGCAACUCGACAGCAACCCUUCGCUGCAGCAGCUGGGAGCAGUGAUCCAGCCCGGCUCGUCAGCCCCGUGGAUCCUCAUGCUGGUCUUGCUCUUGGUGGGAGAAGUCGCGCGCACGGUCGUCGCAAGCCUGAACAGUACCAGCGUAGGCCCAAGGACGUUCCUCCCAUCGCCGCAGUUUGGCCUCAUCGGGGUUUUCGCACCCGCGGCCACUGCUAGCCCCAAUCGCUCCGCAGCAUUGGCCAUUUCCCUUGCGGCCCCCGCGGCUGUCACGGUGGCAUCGCUGUUGCUGUCUCUUGGGGCAGAUCUUUCCCCUGAUAUGGUGGCACUCAAGCACAGCACCCUCGCGGGAUGUGGUCCUCUGGCCUUCCUACCGGAGGAGACCAGCGCUGUCAGGUUUGCAGCAAUGCAAGGUUUGCUGAUGUCUGCCUUGGCGCUCCUUCCACAGAGUCCAGAUGGACGUGCAGCCUGGUCCGUGCUGCUGGGUCGAGAGAAGGCGAAGCAGCUGGCAGACAACGCCAGCUAUGUCUACCCACUUCUGGGCGUCUUGUCAAUGUGGUGCUUCGGAAGCGGCUUCCUGUCGCUGCCCUUCACUUGGGCCCUUCUGCUUACAAAUCUAAAUCCGGAGCAGCCACCGCCGCCCUUGGAGGAGUGCUGCUUUUCGGCCGUGGGGAGUCUUUGGCAGCCUAGUGAGCUCAUCCGAAUUGGCAGUGCCUUGAUUUCUAGACGAGCUCUGCUGCCCUCCCGUCCUUGCUGCUGUUCGCUCCGUGCCCUGCUGCGUGGUUUGCUUCUUUCCUGGUUUUUUCAGCUUUGUUCAUCGUGGUGUGAACGACAUUAUGCGGAUUAA
Messenger RNA from Symbiodinium necroappetens, 1605 nucleotides. The record is from the annotation of a GenBank genome assembly. Lineage: Eukaryota; Dinophyceae; Suessiales; Symbiodiniaceae.